AGACAGCGAUAAGCUUCAAACUCAGAUAUGGCUUUCCACCAAAGAUCGAUAAGUUUGCCUACUAGGCCUCACGUCAGUGAGACCGAAGUCGAACAAGAGCUCCACUGCCUAGAAGCAAGCAUCACUUCCUCCAAUUCCAUCAGCACGAUGUGGAAUGGUCUCAGGAGUCUUGCAAGCAUCUACGACGGUCUUGAAGAGAUUAUUUGCCUACCAAGCAACCAAGCUUGCUCCUCCCAGCAGAGGAACAUGUUGGAUGGAGAGAUGGAAUGCUCCAUUGAGCUGUUAGAUCUCUGUAGCACCAUGCAAGAGACAUUCGCCGAGAUGAUGGUCAUCAUCCAAGAGCUCCAACUUGCUCUAAGAAAAGGAGAUGAUGCAGCUGCUCAAGCCAAGAUCCAGUCUUUUAUUCGCUUGGUGAAGAAGGCCAGGAAACAAUUCAAGAAGUCUGCCAAGAAGCCUGCAUUUGACAAGAUGGUCAUGCUAUUGACCAAGGCAAGAGAGAUCUGCAUCUCUCUGUUGGAGUCCACACUCCAUCUAUUAUUGAAGCAAAUGGAAAUGCCAAAGCAGUCUCUUGUCUGCAAGGCAUUUUACAAGAAGAAGGCAAUUGUCUGCAAGGAGGAACAAUUGCAGGAGUUGGAGUGCAGUAUCGAAGAUCUUCAAAAUGGAGCAGGAGAACUGUUCAGGAAAUUAGUCCAGAACAGAGUUUCUCUUUUAAACAUUCUUAGCUCAUAG
Molecule: messenger RNA, 729 nt
Organism: Aegilops tauschii subsp. strangulata
Lineage: Eukaryota; Viridiplantae; Streptophyta; Magnoliopsida; Poales; Poaceae
Biological process (GO): shoot system development; root development
Source: RefSeq, a predicted model, not a curated record